Messenger RNA from Cataglyphis hispanica, 1864 nucleotides. It is a transcript of the gene colt, whose product is annotated as mitochondrial carnitine/acylcarnitine carrier protein. Gene Ontology annotation, cellular component: mitochondrial envelope. Gene Ontology annotation, biological process: carnitine transmembrane transport; mitochondrial transport. The transcript is spliced from 6 exons. The record is from RefSeq and is a predicted model, not a curated record. Lineage: Eukaryota; Metazoa; Arthropoda; Insecta; Hymenoptera; Formicidae. The coding region runs from base 220 to 1104 and encodes 294 amino acids. Gene Ontology annotation, molecular function: O-acyl-L-carnitine transmembrane transporter activity.
GUUUGCGCUAAAAAAGGAUGUGUUUGCCUAUUUGAAUAGAUGUAUUCUGAUAUUAUUCUAGUGCGAAAUGUUUUCGAGGAUGUCAAAAUGCCAUCGCAAUAUAAAUAUGGAUGUAUAUAUUAAAUUGUGUAAAACAUCGUGAAAAAUAUCACGGAAUCAGUUUUAGAAUUAUUACUUGUUCAGUAUUCGGUAUUCCAAAUCAGUUGUAAUACAGCAAUCAUGGACAGCGUUAGUCCUGUUAAAUAUUUCUUAAGCGGUGGAUUUGGCGGAGUAUGCACUGUCGUAGCUGGUCAUCCUUUAGAUACUAUAAAGGUACGUCUUCAGACAAUGCCAGUACCAGGACCUAAUGAAUUGCCUCUCUAUUCGGGUACAUGGGAUUGUGCUAAGAAAACAGUUACCAAAGAAGGAAUACGUGGUUUAUACAAGGGUAUGGCUGCACCAUUAUCUGGUGUUGCUCCAAUAUUUGCGAUAAGUUUUUUCGGAUAUAGCGUCGGGAAGAAGCUGCAACAGACUUUUCCGGAUGAAAAACUCUCGACAUUGCAAUUGUUUUAUGCCGGCGCUUUUAGCGGCAUAUUUACGACUAUUAUAAUGGCCCCAGGCGAACGUAUCAAAUGUCUACUACAAAUACAACAUGCAGAUGCGAAACCAAAGUAUAAUGGACCGCUAGAUUGUGCGAAACAAUUGUAUCGAGAAGGGGGCAUUAGAAGUAUUUAUAAAGGCACCUGCGCUACACUGUUAAGAGAUAUUCCAGCCGGUGGAAUGUACUUCAUGACAUAUGAAUAUCUAAAGGAACAGUUUACUCCUGAGGGAGGGAAACUCAGUUUACCAGCCACCAUAAUAGCUGGUGGUUUUGCAGGCAUUGCAAAUUGGUUGAUAGGAAUGCCACCUGAUAUCUUGAAAAGCCGUUUACAGACUGCACCAGAAGGUACAUACAAGAAAGGAGUACGUGAAGUAUUUUUCAAACUAAUGAAAAACGAGGGACCAAUAGCACUUUACAAAGGUGUUGUACCAGUUAUGCUGCGAGCUUUCCCUGCAAACGCAGCUUGUUUCAUGGGCUUUGAAGUUUGCAUGAAAUUUUUGAACUGGUUCACGCCAAAUUUAUAAUUUAAGCUGCGCAUGACGCGCAUGUAAUUAAAUGAAGACAUCCUAUCUAUCUUGAUAUCGAUCGCUUCUUUUGUUAAACGAUUCAUACAUUAAGCGUUUGCAAAAGGAUUAAUUUUAUCAUGAACAAGUUUACACAAUUUAUUUUUUUUGGCCUCGCAGAAAUCUCAAAAUAAAUCUCAAGAACAGAUUAUAUAUAUACAUAGAGUGUGAAAAUAAUAUAAUAUAGUUUGAUAAUAAAUAAAUAAUAUAAUUAAUAUAAUUUGCGCAGGAGAAAAGAAUUAAAUACAAAUAAAUGAAAGUAUGAUAUCAGGGAUACUUGUAUAAUCUUAUAUGGGAUAUUAAGUUUUAUAAAGAUUUAAAUAUAUAUCAAAUUUUAAACGCAUUAUUGUACAGGAAUUGUGAUAAUAAUUCCUAAGACAUAUGGAAAGACUGCUCAAUAAUCAAUGAUAUAUAUAUAUGCAAAUCUUAUAUAUGUGUAUUAUACAUAUAUAUAUAUAUAUAUAUAUAUAUAUAUAUAUAUAUAUAUAUAUAUAUACACAAUUAGUUAUAUUUGUAUAUUGUACAUUAUAUUGCAUAUGAGAAAAUGUAUAAUCAAUAUUAUAAUGGAGUAAUUCUAUAAUAUGUUUUAUGUACAAGACUUUUCUCCAAGGAAGAUCGCACAAUAUACAUAUAACAAAUAAAAAUCCGAUAUAUAGAAUUAUAAACAAAUAAUCAAAAAAACUGUGUAUUGAUGUAUAAAAUAAAGUUUUCUAUUCUGUUA